AUGACGGGUUCAGUAGAGAUGGAAGACUCCCUUCGUCCAACUGAUGACACAUUCAUGGCUUUUUACGAGCGCGGGUACCGUGUUUGGUACACGCUAUGGAAAGGAGCAGCAGCGGCCGAUUGCUCCCUCUCACCGAUGUGUCUGCGCAUGGAUCGGCCCCUGUUUCUCCAGCGCCCCGUUUUCCCUGUCGGCGUAGACGCGGACGAACUCGGCAUCGUGACGGCAAAGUCCAGUUGGAUCUCCGCCGGGGAUUGUGACCUGGCGCCAUUCGAGCAGACGUUCCAGGUCUCAGCAGCCGUCAAUAUGAUUGGAAGGGCCUCGCCGAUGGAAUACACCACCAGCCAGGCGCCGUGGGCUGCAGCCAACCCAGAAACGCACGGCGAAACGACCGAUGAUCCCAAACCACAUAUGACGGUUGAGCUGGGGAGCAGCCUGACUAGCGAUGCGGCUCGCGUUACGCGAGAAUCCAACAACAAUACGACCAUCAUCCUGACUGGAACUCAACCUCUUGAGGCGACUCACUUGUCUCCGCCGCCAGCGACGUUCGAAGCGGCGCUGCAGUACAUCGACGAUUACUCCAUACUUCACAGGGCCGACAUACAGAGCCACGCCGCCCUUGCUGCCGCCCUACACCUCCCCCUUGCCAACUUCGAGCGUAGAACGGUUCUGCUCCACGUACCUCGAAGAGCCUGCGUUCGUCGCCGGGCAGGCAAGGCAGCACCGGAAGGCUCCGGCGACUCCAACGACCCCCUCGCCGACGACUCGACAAGCCCAUCAGCCGUCCGCUUGAACCCAUGUCGAGAGAGCGACUCCCACGACCCCUCCCGCCUCCGGCGCCGGCUGGACAGACUCUUGACCUUGAGCGCCAACGCUACAGGCAUGAAGGCCAUGCUGGGGAGCGUUUUUCACGAGCCCGGCAUACCAGCCAACGCCUGCGGGGCAUGGCUACAGGGCACCAUGGCCGUCUUGAGAUCGAAAGACGCGGCGGACAACCUGACUAUCCUGGGUCGCAUGCUCUUUGACCGCAGCCCCCACAUCUCAUAUCUCUGGCUGGGAGGCAUCAUUACGGGAGCUCACAAGGCUUUCCUUCGAAACACCCACGGCCUCCUCGGCCUGAACAGAAUCGACCUUCACGAGGCGGCAUGGACCGGCACUCUCCACUCCUUUUUCCAAGAGCCGACGGUCCCUCUCAAACCCGACUCGAGCUCCAUCACGCAAGCCGACGAGUGCCGGCUGAUGCUCCUGGCCCAAGAACCGCCUAGAGAAAAUCCGCCCAUGUAUCCCUACCCGCCCCUAGGGGAUACGGCUAUCCAGGAUACCGACCUGAGCGUCCAGCUUCAUGCAAACUGGGCCUCGCAUUCGAUGACGGGCGGGUUGCAGAAGACGUUCCUGUCAAGAUCGACCUGUUUGGACCGAGAAGCGGACCUGUCCGAGGGCGUUACAAGGAGCCUUUUCACGUGGAUGCGAUAUAUGGAUGGAUUCUCUGUUGCGGAGCUAGACAUUUUGCGGCACGAAUGGAUCGAUGCGUUCGAUUCGUCUGAUGACGACGAAGCCGUCUGUCCCGAGGGUGAUGGGUUCUCUCUGGAUGGUCUCGGUAAUGGUAGUUGGAGUCAAGUGGGAUGUUGGCUGGCACGUGUGAUGACCACGAGACGGCGUGACUCGGUCUAG
Molecule: messenger RNA, 1668 nt
Organism: Colletotrichum destructivum
Lineage: Eukaryota; Fungi; Ascomycota; Sordariomycetes; Glomerellales; Glomerellaceae
Exons: 4
Coding region: 1-1668 (555 amino acids)
Source: RefSeq, a predicted model, not a curated record